AUGUCUGGCGACCCGGGAAACCGGAGGUUGCUUCCUCAAAAUUCCCAGAUGCAAAACUUCGCAUAUGCGCCGAAUAAUUUCGGGCAGCGAGAAAAUCAGAAGAAUUAUGUAUUCGUUGACGAACACAACCGCCACAAACGUCUAAAGGUAAUGCGCGCCUGUGAGGGAUGCAGAAGGCGGAAGAUCAAAUGUGAUGCGGCAACGACCAACACCUGGCCAUGUUCGGCAUGUAUUCGGCUGAAGCUCCAUUGCGUCCCACCAACUGUCAACUAUGAUCGUGACUUCCCCUCAAACUCACAAUCUUUCGAUCCAGAGAGGAGUAGCUACGAAGCUGGAGGAAAUAGCGAGGAUGAUUACCAUCAACAGGUUUCCAUGCAACAACAACACCAUCAGCUAACCGCGGCCAACAAAAAUAUCCCUCCAGUAUACGCGCAGCAGGUGACUUACGCUGAACCUCCCAGCGUUUACCAGUCAGUGCCUUAUGGUGGGCCUACUUCACAUGGCCAACCCGGCAUUCAAUAUAAUAGCCUACAACCAUCAGUUGGGAUAAUCGAUCAGAAUCAACACUAUGCCGCUCAAAAUGUCUUCCCCACACCACCUCUCCAAGGAUCGCACCCAGAAUCACCCGAAACGUACCAUCAGGACCAAUAUGGGCAACAGGAUUUGUCUGAUUUACUGGGAGAACUCAAAAUGAACGAAGCUGGCACAGCUCCAUAUUUAAAUAAGAACAAGGUCAAGUCAGCCAUUGAAGAGCCAGCAUUUGAGGAUGUUGAUGAGUUCAAAGACGUCUUGCCGCCUUCAAUACCCGGUCCAGAUCUCAAGGUGAGAAUACCACCAGAAUUGAUGCCGGACGAAGAGACCAUCCUGCAGUACUUCGAUAUGUACUUCACGAAUGUCCAUCCGUACGUUCCAGUCCUCAACAAACCGCUCUUUUACCACCAGUGGCAUACGAAUCGAGAAGCGAUUUCGCCUCUGGUUCUUGAGGCUAUUUUUGCCAUAGCAGGACGACUAGCGGAUGAGCCAGCACAAGGGCAUCAGUGGCUAGCUCUUGCCUCUAAGCAUGCGGAUUCCUUCAUGGAUACUCCACGAUUGAGUACCCUUCAAGCAACGUUGAUGAUCCUAAAAGCACGAGAGUCGGCACCAAAACGAGGGUACUACUUCCGGUCCUGGAUGACAGUUGUGCAAUGUGUACAAAUGGGCAAGGAUUUGGGUCUAGAUGAGCAUUACGAAGACCACAAGGCAGGCAAACCGUGCGGUUUUAACAUCGCAGACUGCAUAACCAAAACCCGGAUAUGGCAAACAAUCUUUAUCUGCGAGCUAAUGAUCGGUUCACCACAAGGGCGCACGGAUCUCGCAGUCGACAUGGACACAUUAGAUCUGAGUGUGCCAAGACCGUCACCAGGGCUUGAAGACUCGGAAUUCAGCAUGUCACGCAACUUUACUUAUUUAACCAGGGUAGUACGAAAUGUCAGGAGAAUGAACAAUGUUUACGCGAAAAUAAAGAAAAAGAAGGACUGGGGAAUCGAUCCCGACUUUGUACAACUCAAUCCCUCUUUCGAAACUUGGAUGAACGAUUUGCCAUCGGACCUACAAGUCACAUUCUCUUCAGAUGGAUCUCCGCCAUGGCUGCCCUCCCAUUUCAUUGGCAACCUCCACUCGUACUAUUACCUGAGUAUCAUAAUGCUGCAUCGACCGCAGCUUACAUUUAUGGAGCCAACGGGGAUGGAUGGGGGUUGGAAGCACCACAUGAUGAUAUGCUAUUCAUCGGCGAAGCUGUUGUGUAGAUUGCAAGAGGGUAUCCUGCAAACUUUUGGCAUGACCGGGUUGUUGAGCAUGCAAAGGGGAAUCAACUUCACAAUUUAUUGUAUUUUGACAUGCACAGUCCUCCACCUGGUCGCACUCACAUCACCAGAUCCGGAUUUGAAUGGGGAUGCUCGGGAAUACUUUACUCGGCACAUGCGAAUUCUGGAGAAAUGCACUAGCUCCUGGCCGAUGCCCGAUAUGCAACAACAAAUCGAUGCCCUUCGACAGGCGUUCUCAGCUGAUAUCAGGAAGCCAUUUGUGUUAAAGCCAAGCUUCCCCUAUGGCAGUCCAGGGGCACCCGUGAACACAACCCCUCCCCGGCCUAACCACCAAUACCGCAACCUUGGAGCACAUGCAGUUACACUAGACCAACAAAACAUAGGGCACCAACAUACACAGCCAUCUCAACCAGUUAGUUACCCAAACCAUCCUAUCUCACCGCCGAUCUCUGCCGGUGGAAUUACGGACACCAAGAGUGACUCUCCUGCUGCACAGUCUUUGAUGAUGAUGGGUUCCCAGCGAGGUCCUCAGCAAUCGAUGGCAAGCGGGGUGCCGACCGUCGAGUCAAGUAGUUGGAACCCUACGAGACUUUUUGACCAGUGGAACUCAACGUUUGGUACGCCUCCCGCAUCCAAUGCUUCCGCUCCCCCGCGAACUCCUCUAAAACUACCCUCUUCAGGUGCCCAGGAAAUCCCAACAAUCUCGGAGGUGCAGACUGUUUCAGCCGCGAACCUCGCAGCAGUUCCUCAUCAAAUUCCUCCACAGCAAUACUCGGGAGCUCCGAUACCAUCUUUCGUCAGUCCCAGCAUGUGGCAAGAGUCGGUGGCCAGCGUCUAUGAGGGUGGGUUGAAGAGACAUUGGGGCUAUGAUGAUAACAGUAUGGUCAGUGCAGCAAAACGACCACGAUGA
Molecule: messenger RNA, 2712 nt
Organism: Venustampulla echinocandica
Lineage: Eukaryota; Fungi; Ascomycota; Leotiomycetes; Helotiales; Pleuroascaceae
Exons: 8
Coding region: 1-2712 (903 amino acids)
Biological process (GO): DNA-templated transcription; regulation of DNA-templated transcription
Molecular function (GO): DNA binding; zinc ion binding; DNA-binding transcription factor activity, RNA polymerase II-specific
Source: RefSeq, a predicted model, not a curated record